AUGGUAGUAGAGGUAGAAAGCUUCUUUGGUGUGUACAUGCUGUACUGCACUAAUCCAAAAUACAAGGGUCGUAUCUACAUCGGCUUCACUGUGAACCCUGAGCGGCGGAUCGGACAACACAACGCCGGACGGCACCGAGGCGGAGCGAAGAGGACCAGUGGAAGAGGACCGUGGGAGAUGGUCCUCAUUAUCCAUGGCUUUCCAUCAGAUAUUGCUGCACUGAGGUUUGAGUGGGCAUGGCAGCAUCCUCACUCUUCCAGACGGCUUUCCCACGUCUCCCGGCGUUCCAGGAAAGAGUCCAGCCUUCAGUUCCACUGGCGUGUGGUCUCCAACAUGCUGCGAGCGGCGCCGUGGAGCCGGCUGCCGCUGACGGCCCGCUGGCUUAAACAGGAGUACAGGAUGGAGUUCGAGCCCAGCCUGCAGCCGCCGCUGCACAUCCCCGUGGCGUUCGGCAGCGUGAGGGCCAAAAAGAAGCUGCCGCUGUCCUCUGAGGAGGAUGAGGACACGUCCAGGUGUUCUCUCUGCCGAGGGCCGGUGAAGGCGCCGGAGAGGCUGAGCUGCUUCCAGCCGUCCUGUGUAAUGAGAGCUCAUGUAGGCUGCCUCGCCCGGUUCUUCCUGAAGUCGGAGCCAUCGCAGCUGCUGCCGGUGGAGGGCGAGUGUCCGUCCUGCCGCCGCUCGCUCCUCUGGGGGAGCCUCGUCCGCCAUAAACAUGGCUGCUUCGGAGACCUGGAGGAGAUCGCGCCGUCUUCAUCCCAGAAGCACUGGACAGACGAGCUGCAGAUAUGAAGAAGCCGUAAACGUCUAUUUAUUUUAUUUAGCAGCAAAAUGUCAGAAAACCUCCUGAUUUCAUCAUGAAAGCUCCUUUUUAAUCACAUACAGAAUAAUUUUGAGUUUAAUAUUUGUAUGGAUAAAUACUUCCUGUGAAAAAUAAAUAUAUUUUUUAUAACUGUUUUAUUUUCAUCUGAUUUUAAUCUGUGGCUGGAAAUAUAAAUGUUUCCUUCUUUGUUGUUGAUGCUGCAUGUUUGUAAAAAUUCAUCAUGAAAAUUCUUAAUUUAUUAAAAGUACAUGUGA
Melanotaenia boesemani (Boeseman's rainbowfish) is the source of this 1071-nucleotide messenger RNA. RefSeq names its product SLX1 homolog B, structure-specific endonuclease subunit (gene slx1b). The coding region runs from base 1 to 786 and encodes 261 amino acids. The record is from RefSeq and is a predicted model, not a curated record. Gene Ontology annotation, cellular component: Slx1-Slx4 complex. Gene Ontology annotation, molecular function: 5'-flap endonuclease activity; crossover junction DNA endonuclease activity. The transcript is spliced from 5 exons. Lineage: Eukaryota; Metazoa; Chordata; Actinopteri; Atheriniformes; Melanotaeniidae. Gene Ontology annotation, biological process: double-strand break repair via homologous recombination.